UGCUGAAGAAGGAGAAAAUGGCGGGUGGCGGGAAAAGAAAGCAGAAGUCUGCGCCGCAGGUGGGGCAGGUGAACGGGCAGGUGAAGCGAGCUCAUGUUGAGGGGGCGGUGUCUAAGGCGGGGGCGGGGUCAAGCGUCCCCCUGCAUCUGAGGGAGGAAGUGGAGAGACUGUAUAAGCUCCGCAUGCCUCAAGAUUUCUACCAGUUCUGGGAUUUCUGCACUCAGCUCAGUCCAGAUCAUCCGCAAGACGCUCUCCAGGACGUUCUGGGUCUGCGGCUGGUGGGUCCGUUCGACAUCCUGUCUGAGAAGCACAAGCGCCACGAGUCCUCCCGGCCGAACUUCCACCUGCACUGGAGACACUUCUACGACCCUCCGGAGCUGCAGACCGUCCUGCAGGGCAGCGCAGACACGCAGCACCACAUGGGCUACUACAGAGACUGUCCUGACGCUCUGCCGGUGUUUGUUGGAGAGAACGAAGCCAGAAAAGGCUGCACCAUCGCCCAGCUCGGGGACAACCUCUUCAGCGCCGUGCUGUUAUUUCUAGCCCGUAAGAAGCGAGAGCGUGGCGGACAGAGAGAUGAUGCCGCCGUGGAGCGAUUGGAGGCGGAGCUAAAGAAGGAGGCGGAGCGUCUGGGGCUGCCGCUGGAGCAGAAAACCAAAGCCAUGAAGCAGAGAGACAGGAAGGUGGUCACUAAAACGUUCCACGGAGCGGGCAUCGUAGUGCCGGUGGACAAAAACGACGUGGGAUACCGGGAACUGCCUGAGAGCGACGCUGAUCUGAAGAAGAUCUGCAGAGCGAUCGCUGAAGCUGAGGAUGACGAUUCCAGGAUGAAGGCUUUCGCCCCGAUUCAGGAGAUGAUGACGUUCGUGCAGUUCGCUAACGAUGAGUGUGAUUACGGAAUGGGCUACGAGCUCGGCGUCGACCUGUUCUGCUACGGAUCGCAUUAUUUCCAUAAGGUGAUUGGUCAGUUGCUGCCGAUGGCCUACAGUCUGCUGAAGCGGGGUGUGUUCGGAGAGAUCCUGCAGGCUCAUCUUGCCAACCGUUCCCAUGACAACCUGGACCAACUGGCUGGCGUCUGAGGGGGCGUGAUUUACAGUAAAUUUCUGUGUGGGCGGGGCCUCAUUUGACAGACAGCAGCAGCAGUGUUCAGGCUCAGAUUACAGCUGGAGAGGCUAAUGCAGCUCUGAGAGGCUUUAAUGGACAUUACUGCACAUAAACACCACUCAGUUACAAGACCAACCAAAGACAGACGUCCACACUGACUCAGCAGAGUUCUCUCACUGUUCUGGACUGGGCUCUGGAGUGCUGAAAGCAGACCGGACCUGUUAGCAAGAGCUUGUGAACCAAAUCGGAAUCAAAACUGUUAUUUAGACUUGAAGAAAAAGCAACUCAAGCUCCUGAUAUUUAUCCAGAUCCUGACUCCAGAUAUUAGUUAUGUUUCAGAUGUUCAUCCCCAUCUACACUCCAGAUCCAGAAUCCAGAUAUUGUAAACCACUUUUAGACUCUAGACAAUAACCUAGAUCAACACCAGGAUUAAUAUGCUUAACAAUCCAGUAUUCAGAUUGCUUUCUAGAUCCGUUAUUCAGUCCUUAACACACAUUCAGACUGCAAAUAUUAAUCCAGAUCCAGACAUUGUAUAUUAAUUCAGAUAGCAAUCCAGAUCCACACUUAAAAUACUUGACAAAACACAAUCCAGAUUUUUUUUUCUAGAUCCACAGCCUAUGCAUUAAUGCAGAUCCAGACUUUUUUUCAGUGUCCACACUCCAGAUAUUAAUCCACAUUCAGACUCUGGUUUAUCUAGAACCAUGUUUUGAGGUCAUUGGCGAGGUCCCUCUAGGCUGGAGCUGCAAACCAUUUUGGACUCCGGAUAUCUAUACCAGAUCCAGUAUCUAGAUUUCUUUCUAGACCCACACUCUGGUCAUUAAUGCAUAUUCGUUAAUAUAUUCAUAUUAAUCCAGAUACAGAUGCUGUAUAUUCAUUCAAAUAUUAAUCCAGAUCCAGAAUCCAGAUAUAAAACCACUAUCGGGAUUCAUGUCUAGACAUGAAUCCAGAUACAGAUACUAUAUAUUCAUUCAGAUAUUAAUCCAGAUCACACUCCAAAUACUUAACACAGAAUCCAGAUUUUUUUUUUUCUAAAGCUGCAUUUGGGUGGCCCUGCGCUAAUCAGCCUGGUGUAGAACCCAGCAGAACCUCAGUGUAAAGGUUCUACAAGCCGGUUACUGCUCUUUUUUGUUUAGUCUGAAGCUCUGCGGUGCUGUGGAUCUGUUUUUGGCUCAUGGGUUCAGUCCAGUUCUCCACUGACGACCGUGUGGUUCAGUAGACGACUGAACUUCACCUGGAGAGCCGCGCCUACAGCUGAGACUUAUGAUGUUUCUGUUCCGUUUCCGGUACCCGGCGGUACGUGUUGUUCAUAUUGUUGUUCAAAAGUAAAUCUUUAAUAAAAUGUAUAUUUUU
This is a messenger RNA of Colossoma macropomum (tambaqui), 2454 nucleotides long. Its product is annotated as histone PARylation factor 1. Gene Ontology annotation, biological process: regulation of protein ADP-ribosylation; DNA damage response. Lineage: Eukaryota; Metazoa; Chordata; Actinopteri; Characiformes; Serrasalmidae. The record is from RefSeq and is a predicted model, not a curated record. Bases 18 to 1079 code for a protein of 353 amino acids. Gene Ontology annotation, cellular component: nucleus. The transcript has 8 exons. Gene Ontology annotation, molecular function: histone binding; poly-ADP-D-ribose binding.